This is a messenger RNA of Paraglomus brasilianum, 780 nucleotides long. Lineage: Eukaryota; Fungi; Glomeromycota; Glomeromycetes; Paraglomerales; Paraglomeraceae. The record is from the annotation of a GenBank genome assembly.
AUGACGAGAUUACUAGAGAAUUUCCACAAAUAUCGCGAAGCAACAAGCAAUGAAUUGGCGUAUAACGAGAUCAUGGACCUGACGCCAGUGUCUGAGUUUGUUUUAAGAUGGGCAGAGGAAGCUGAUUAUAUUACAAUUCUGAAAGAAAUCUUUGAACCCGUGGUGUUUCCGGAGAAUGCAACUAAAUUCCUUUCGGAUUUUUUCUCUGAGUGGCAAAAGAAUUUGGAAAGUCUUUUGGAACCGGAAGCAGAUCUUUUUCUAAAGAAGUUGAAGAGGCUCAUCUUCGAGAUGUUACCAACGCUUCUCGACGCAUAUGAGAUGGCAGAAAAUAAUCCUUUAAAAAAUAAUGAUAUGCUCGAAGAAGAAUUUAUGAACGUGUAUAUUCAUCCCGUCUUAAAGAAGACGCUUAUGCGGUUUGCAGGAAAUCGCUAUGUCCCCGAUUAUCGCGUCCAGUACCGGAAGUUGGUCACAAACCAGAAAGGUAACGCUGACCGCGCGGACGGAAUCGCGUAUACGUCCGACGAAAAAGCCUAUGAGAUUUCCGUUACAGAAGGUAGCAAGCCGUAUCAUAUCGAUCGUAGAAAAGAAACCUCGGAUUACAUUCAAAACGGACGGGCAGCAAAAGAUUUAAUGAACUUUGUAGUAAUUUCGGAAGUGAAGUUAAACGGAAGCUGCCAGCGCAGUGGCGAAGCUACAUGGUGCAAUGCUUCGGGUUGCAUCUCCGUUUUUAUUUCAUGGAUUACCUCGGAACGUACCGUCUGUUCGAAAUUAAACAUGUGA